Molecule: messenger RNA, 4071 nt
Organism: Rhagoletis zephyria (snowberry fruit fly)
Lineage: Eukaryota; Metazoa; Arthropoda; Insecta; Diptera; Tephritidae
Product: disks large 1 tumor suppressor protein-like
Biological process (GO): regulation of postsynaptic membrane neurotransmitter receptor levels; receptor localization to synapse; chemical synaptic transmission
Cellular component (GO): postsynaptic density membrane; basolateral plasma membrane; neuromuscular junction
Molecular function (GO): protein kinase binding
Source: RefSeq, a predicted model, not a curated record
AUGUGUCAUUUAUACUUGCUGGUGGGCCUGCUGACGCCGGCGGUGAGCUGAAACGUGGCGAUCAGCUGUUGAGCGUAAAUAAUGUCAGCCUAAAGAACGCUACCCAUGAAGAGGCCGCUCAGGCGUUGAAGAGUUCCGGUGGUGUUGUCACAUUAGUCGCACAGUAUCGCCCCGAGGAGUACAAUCGCUUUGAGGCGCGCAUACAGGAGCUGAAACAGCAGGCUGCAUUGUCGGCCGGCGGUACUGGCACACUGUUGCGCACCUCUCAAAAGCGUUCACUGUACGUGCGUGCGCUGUUCGAUUACGAUCCGAAUCGUGAUGAUGGGCUACCAUCGCGCGGUCUACCCUUCCGCCAUGGCGACAUACUACACGUGACAAAUGCUUCCGAUGAUGAAUGGUGGCAGGCACGUCGCGUGCUGGGCGACAGUGAAGACGAACAAAUCGGUAUUGUGCCAUCGAAACGACGAUGGGAACGAAAGAUGCGCGCACGCGAUCGUAGUGUUAAGUUUCAGGGUCACGCUGCAGCCAACAAUAACCUGGACAAGGUCAGUAAUGAGCAAUCGACGCUGGAUCGUAAGAAGAAGAAUUUCACGUUUUCACGGAAAUUUCCGUUCAUGAAGAGUCGCGACGAAAAAUUGGGAGAAGAUGGCAGUGAUCAAGAGCCAGCCAAUGGAGUUGUAAACAGCAAUAGUGAACUUGAUGUUAACAGUGUUAACAACAAUGAUUUAAGUGAACCGCAACCUUUUAUGCUUUGCUACACACAAGACGAUGCCAAUGCUGAAGGAGCCGAAAUAAUCUACCGUGUGGAGUUGCCAGACAUGGAGCAGAUAACACUAAUCUAUUUGGAGAAUAGUGAUGCUGACUAUCCAUCCGAAGAAAAUGUGCUAUCCUAUGAGGCCGUACAACGGCUAUCCAUUAACUACACACGGCCAGUAAUCGUGCUUGGGCCGUUGAAGGAUCGCAUCAAUGACGAUUUGAUAUCCGAGUACCCAGAUAAAUUUGGCUCCUGUGUACCACACACGACACGACCGAAACGUGAUUACGAGGUAGAUGGUCGUGAUUAUCAUUUUGUUUCGUCACGUGAACAAAUGGAACGCGAUAUACAAAAUCAUCUAUUCAUCGAAGCGGGACAGUACAAUGAUAAUCUUUACGGUACAUCGGUGGCGAGUGUACGCGAAGUUGCGGAAAAGGGUAAACACUGCAUUUUGGAUGUAUCGGGCAAUGCCAUAAAGCGGCUACAAGUCGCUCAACUCUAUCCAAUUGCUAUAUUUAUCAAACCGAAAUCGGUGGACUCGAUAAUGGAAAUGAAUCGACGCAUGACGGAGGAGCAAGCGAAGAAAACAUACGAACGUGCGAUUAAAAUGGAACAAGAAUUCGGCGAAUAUUUCACAGGAGUUGUCCAAGGUGACACCAUCGAAGAGAUCUACAGCAAAGUCAAAGCGAUGAUCUGGUCACAAUCGGGACCAAUCAUUUGGGUACCAUCGAAAGAAUCUCUAUGACCUACAGCCACGACGACAUGGACACUGCCGCCUCGAGUACGCUGUCGACCAGUCUCGAGAUCAACAACAAAUCAACAUCAACAGCAAACGCACUGAUUUUGAACGAUAUUGAUGGAGCAGGAGCACGAUGUCGCCAACGACGUCAUAACAACUACAAACCCAGCUGACGAUUGAGUAUGUAUGCAGUUGAAAAUCGCAGCAUAAUAAAGUCUAAAAUGGCAAUAAAGCAACAACAGCUAUAGUUACAGCGAAUGAGGCAUUCGAGUUGGUGCCAUUUGAACGAUUAUCGAGUAUAAACUAAAUCACACCACCGUCACCACACUACAGAAGACACCGCCUGGCAAGUUGGUAUUACUCCAUCGUGUGUGUGUGCGUAUGACGGUUUGCGUCGUUGGUGUGACAGCGCACUACAGAGAAUGAGCAGAAAAUUAUACAAAACUAUAGAUGAGAGAUGUUGUAGCUAAUAUAAAAAAUAAUAAUUGUAAUAAUAAAAAGAAUAAGGCAGGCUGCGACUCCUACGUACAUAUAUACUGAAGAUGGUGCAUUUGUUGUUUGUUUGUUACCGCUAGCAAUUAAAAAUUCGAGUAUCGAUGAAUACAUUAUAUAUAUAGACAUAAAUAUAUAUAUAUAUAUAUAAAACUAAUUAGAAACGAAAAAAUUGUAAUGAAUUUGAGCAUAGCCACUCACCAUACAAAUUGCAAAUACUACAUACAGACGAACAUCCAUACAUCCAUACAAACUACAUACCUGCUUGCAUAUAACAUAAAAAUUAAAUUAAAGCACAUAUGAAAUACGGAAAUUGCGAUUAAAAUUCAUAAUUAGAUUUAACUAACAAAAAAACGUGAAAUAAUGCGUUGAAGCAAAUUCGCUGCAAACACUGAGUAACUAAAAGUUUAGAAGAAAAAAUUCACCUAAAAUGAGAGUACUAUAAAUAUAAAAAGAUGAUUUCCAGUGCCGACGAACAAACUCGCUUUAAAAUACGCAACGAUACUUUGUAUGCGAGGUGAAAUGUCGUUGAAGUUAGUUGAGCAAAUGCAUGUAAAAGUACAGUUAAAGUUGAACUAAAGUAAAACGCGGCGUUAAAUUAGAAAAGAAAAAAGUAUAUAUAUUGCAAUUUAAAAGCGUAGUUAAAGAGGAAAAAAUUUAAAAUUGUUUUAUUAACGUUAUAACGUACAAUAAUUUAUUUAUAUAUAAAAAAAGAGAGAAAAUCGUGUAAAGUGUAAGACGUGAAUGUUAAAAACUGCAGUUGUCAUAAACAGAAUUAAAAAAAAAAAAGUAUGCGAGACAAAACUUCAAAGCAUUAUUAUAGUUGCAUAUAAUUACAUACAUUUUUAAUUGUUUUAAUAUUAGUGUAAACUUUUCUUCAAACUGUCACAAUUUAUGUUAAUGCAAUCGCAGAAGUUGAGACAAAAAAUUUGUUCACUUAGAAGAAUAAAUGUGCUUGUAUGUUUUGUUUGCAUAAUUUUCAUACGAGUUUUACCAGCAGCGACAAGAGAUAUAUUUUGAAUAAUAUUUGCUAUACCUAUGCAUACUCCAUUGUUUAUAUCCAUACAUGUACAAGAGGUACCACAAAGUACUAUAUUUAUUUCGUUUAUAAUUUAUGCAUCCACUAUCUAAUACCCAGUUGGUUGUGUAUUGUGUAUAACUAAAACAACAAACAGCAACUCGCCUUAAACGCUUCAAACUAUUAUAAAUGCGCUUCAUAAAUACAAACAUACAAACAUUUUCAUUCAUAGUCAAAAGAGCGCAUUUAAAUUCGAAUAUGCUAUAUAUUUAUAUAUAUAUAUAUAUCAGUACGUCCACACUACUUGUUUGUUAUCCGAGUUUAAGUUAUCUUUUCACACUUGACAACCGUGUAUUUCUUUUACUCCUUUUUAUUUUUUUUUUUAGUUAUAAGCUAUGUAUUAAAUAUUUACUUAAUUUUAUUUUAUAUUUAACCGCAUUGCAUUCUCUGCCAACUGGGUACCUAAUUUGUUUUCACACUUCCUUCCGUAUUGGUAUUUAAUUGUUAGCUGUUGUGAAUUAAUUAUUUGGACGCAGGUUUUCGCUCACAUAGGCGUUGCGGUGUAAAUUUUGCUAAAACCUAACGAAACAUUGUAGUAGAGAAGUAGGUUUAGAAUAAAUGCGUUGCCGCAAAAUGCAACAUCAGUCACAUUUGUAUCUAAACUACAUGAACUUCAUUAGUCCUAUUCGUACUACGACUAGUUACUCCAUGUAUACUACUUACUACUAUGACUAUUGCUACUUCAACUCUACUUAAAGUGUGGAAGUAAAAUUGUAUGUAAUGUUUUUUUUCUACAUAGAAGAAUAUUUAAUUUUUGUCUUAUUUUUCUUUUAAGUUUUACAUAUUAUUUAACAUUGUACAAGUUAUUACGACAAAACACAGUUAUUACAAAUAAUACAACCAACAACAAAAAAAUGCAAAUUUAACAAAAAAGAAAAGAACAACACAAUACUUUUUUCAACGAAUAUUUAAAAUGCGUUAAGUGCAAGAACAAGAAGUAUACAAUAAUACAGAAUUUAAGUAAACCAUUUAACUUAAUUAAAUCGUUUCAUUUUUAUUGAAAAAUAA